AUGGCCGUGGCUGCCCCAAACAUCUUCUCCAGCUCCACGCAGAUUGAACGAGAACAGCUCUUGAGGCUGGCGCAGGAGCCAAGACUAACUACAAAGACCAUCACCGAUCUGGGUCGGGCUCGGCAGACCUCAGCGGUUCUGCGCCUGCUAGUGGAGCUGACGCAAAUGCGUGGUGAGGUCAACAUCUUCCACUACAAUGCAGCGCUGAGUGCAUUUGCCAGCGCCAGCGCUUGGCAGAGGGCUUUCCGCACGCUGUUCCUCCUCUGCCGCAGGCGCAUUGCAGACAAGACUUCUUUCAGUGCAUCCAUCACCGCCUGUUCUCCGGAAAGGUGGCCGAUGGCCUUAUCGUUGAUCAGCAGAAUUCCAUGGGCUUCCUUGGAGUGUGACGUGGUAGCUUUGGGUGCAGCUGUCGCGUGUGGUGUCCCAUGGCCUGGAGCUUCAGAGCUUCUGGGCUACCUACAGGCCAAAGAGGUGCAAGCGAACGUGGUGGUGUGCAGUGCGCUACUUGCCUCCUGCGAAACUGCUGGGGCUUGGAGGAGUGUGAUGCACCGCUUGCUCUGUAUGCAGCUCAUCGGAGUGCAGCCGAACGUGGUGACAUACUCAACAACCAGCAGGUCCUACACCACUGCCAUGCUGUGGCGUUCAGCAGGCCAGGCAUUAAGUACAUUUCUGCGGGAACCUUGCCGAAGCAACAGAGGAGGUUCCACAACCGUGGUUUGCAACUCGGCUCUCAGCGGGCUGACAUCCGCCAAAAGCCGCCAGUGGCUGAAGGUCUUCAACAUCCUGCAAGACAUGACAUGUUACACCAUUGAGGCAAGCAGAGUGACUUUCAGCCUGGCGCUGGCCUGCUGCCAGGUCGGGCAGUGGAGGAGAGGUGUGAGCACACUGGAGCACAUGCACUUGCACAAUGUGCAUCAGAAUGAAUUCGGUGCUUGUCUUGCCAUCCAGUCUCUGGCCAGUUCAUCUUCACAGGGAUCUGCCUGGCGCUCUGUUAUUGCAUUCUUGCGAAACAUGGAAUUGGCUGCAAUUGGGCUUGAUCGCUUCAGCUUCAACGCCGUGCUGAGCGUCCUGCGCCUACGUUCUGGCGAUACGGCGGGAAGGUGUGCGAGCCGCCAUGUGCUGCAUGGACACUGGCGCUGCUGCUCUUCCGCAGCUUCGUGUCUCAGAGGUUUCAGCCUGAUGAAGUAA
Molecule: messenger RNA, 1188 nt
Organism: Symbiodinium natans
Lineage: Eukaryota; Dinophyceae; Suessiales; Symbiodiniaceae
Source: the annotation of a GenBank genome assembly